AUGCCCGGCCUCACCAUCAUAAACGACGGAACACAGGCCACGCCGGCCUCCGGCGCGGCGCACGGUUCCGGACCCGGCUCCGCACCUCAACAACAACCAUCUCAACCUCAACCACCACCACCAAACUCAUCAUCACGACAAGCACCACAACGCCAUCAACAACCACCACAACUCCCCACCACGAUCACAACCACCAGAGCACCCUCCCCAACCCGCCCCCCAAUAUCCCCCAUAACCCCCAAACUCGACCCCACCAAACCGACCAUCCCCCCUCACCUCCCAAAAGAAACCCCUAUCCCACCCCCAACAAUCCCCGACUUCUCCCUCUCCCGCCCACCCCUCUCCCACACCUCCCAACCCCAAGCCCAAACCGCCAUCCCCCCUCCCCAACCAGUCCCACUAGACUUCGACUCCAACCCCGACGUCCUAGCCCUCAAAUCAGCAAUCUCCAUCCUCCAACUCCAGCGCCAACGCGCCCAAGCAGAUAUCAAAUCCCUCCACAAAGCUAAACUCUCCGCCCUCUCCGACCCAGCCUCCUUUGUCGCAGACCUCACAAUCGGAAAGGUUGGCCAAAAGGAAGAGGCCCUAUUCGGGGGAUCACCGCCCUCCGACUCUGACUCUGACGACUCCGACGAGGACACUAAGAAGCAAGAUGGAGAGGAGAAGGAAAAGGAGCCAGCAUGGAGGAAGUUACCCAAACCACAAACUGUCGUCCGAUGCCCGCCUAUAAACUGGAAUCAGUACGCAAUCGUGGGCGAGAGUUUGGAUAAGUUACAUGCUGAACAGCUCAAGGCGCCGACGCCGGGGGUUCCGGUUGUGAUGACGGGGGGGUCAAACCAGGGGACGGCUGGGAGGUUCGAGUUUACGGCUGGGCAGCAGGAUGGUGGUGGAGGUGCAGGAGGGGGUUUGAUGGGGAGUAAUCAGCCGCAGAAGUUGGUCGGGAUCGCGGCGCCGUAUGUGCCGGGGAGGGACAAGAUUGAGAAGAAGAGGGGAGGGAAGCGGUCGUGA
Molecule: messenger RNA, 1008 nt
Organism: Podospora bellae-mahoneyi
Lineage: Eukaryota; Fungi; Ascomycota; Sordariomycetes; Sordariales; Podosporaceae
Exons: 1
Coding region: 1-1008 (335 amino acids)
Source: RefSeq, a predicted model, not a curated record